Messenger RNA from Aphidius gifuensis, 490 nucleotides. RefSeq names its product serine protease inhibitor 3/4-like. The record is from RefSeq and is a predicted model, not a curated record. Lineage: Eukaryota; Metazoa; Arthropoda; Insecta; Hymenoptera; Braconidae. The transcript has 3 exons. Gene Ontology annotation, molecular function: serine-type endopeptidase inhibitor activity. The coding region runs from base 92 to 490 and encodes 132 amino acids.
UCAUACAUUUAUUUGGGGAAGUAACACCAGCGAUGUCAUUGAAUUAUCUCAAGGUCUACGUAAAUUUUCAUCCAAUUAUUACAAGAGUGCAAUGGAUAAUAGUACAAAUAAUAUUGUAAUAUCAUCAUUCAGUGCAUUGAUGGUACUUGGAAUGCUCGACAAUGGUGCAAGUGGAAAUAUUAAAAAAGAAUUUCAUGAUUCAAUUGAACUGCCAAUAAAUACCAAUAUCACUAAAACUGGAUUUCAAUCAUUAAUUGAUACAUUAAACAAUAUUCGUGUUGAAUCAAGACUUUGGCUUACCAAUCACAUUUUCGUUUCAUCAACAGUUCAAGGACAGCAUGAUUUUAUUAUUAACAACAUGGAAUAUUUUCGUUCUGAAGCUAGAGUUAUUGAUCUAUCAAAUAAAACUCAAGCCACUUUGAGCAUCAAUGAGUGGUGUUCUAAUAAAACAAUGAAUAUGAUUAAAGAUUUAGCAACACCUGGUACGUAG